This is a messenger RNA of Nomascus leucogenys (northern white-cheeked gibbon), 601 nucleotides long. RefSeq lists its product as uncharacterized. NCBI's taxonomy places the organism in Eukaryota, Metazoa, Chordata, Mammalia, Primates, Hylobatidae. The record is from RefSeq and is a predicted model, not a curated record.
CCGCACGCUCCUUCCCCUUCGGCUUAGCGCGCGGGGCCGCAGGUCCCCGCGGGCCGCUCUGAAUUAUUCAUCGGCAGGGAGAUAUUAGAUGUACCCGCUCUGCGCGGGCCGUCGUGCAAUGCUAUCCGAGCUCCGCGCGCGCCCUGCGCCCCUCCUCCUCCUCACGUCCGUCCUCUCUGAAACCUUGGCAGAGAAGGGGGAUCACAUUUCCUUUGUCAUCGGGCCAUUUCGCCCUCGCCUUGGUCCCCCCUCCGAUCCUGAGCCUCGGGGAUGGAGGCUCCUCUCGGGCGCGCUGGAUGAAUCAGUGGAACCGGCAACAGCCCCGCGCGGCGAGCUCGGGAGCCGCGUGGCCAACGCCGCCGGCUCGCGCCCGCGUCAUCUUUCUGAAACGAGUCGCCGAUCCGGACGCGGGUGGCCUCGGCCGCGUUGCGCCUACCGAGCUUUGCUCCCGCCGUGCCCCGGCCUCCUGGGGCUUUGCACAACUCCCCCAAUUCGGGUUCGUGCGUGCGCGCGCGCGCGCCCCCUCUUUCUCUGCUUUGCCGCCUCUGCCUCCUCCUCCUCCUCCUCCUCUUCUCUUCAGUACGCCGGUUAUUGGGACUGA